AUGGGUUUAGAUAUGUGGACAUUUCCAAGCUGCAUGUGCAGUCAAGUAUUUUAUAAUAGUCUGGUUUCUUGUGGAAAUGCUUGUAAUAUUCCUGUGGAUGAGCCAGUAAAAUAUGAAUCCGAUUGUGAAAUUGGCAAUCAUCCAGUAAACAUCAAUGGUGGAGGAGGUCAAGAAUUUUACAAUAAUCUGGUUUCUUGUGGAAAUGCUUGUAAUAUUCCUGUGGAUGAGCCAAUAAAAUAUGAAUCCGAUUGUGAAAUUGGCAAUCAUCCAGUAAACAUCAAUGGUGGAGGAGGAGGGGAUGAAAGAGUUAAAAUUGUUCAUUUGAUCGCACAUUCUCAAGGAUAUACCAUAGUGGUUUUGGUCAUCAGGAUAUUACGCUUGGAGUUGAGUUACACCGGAGAUCAAGGUUGCCUGAGCAAACUUAGCGUGCAUGCGUUCUCAGAUUUAUCUAGAGGAUUUAGGAACCUCGGUAACCAGACCAUCCAAGAUCCAGCUAUUAUGAGAGGUAUUAUUAAUGAAAUUUCUUACGUUCGUUUUGGAGCUACGACCGGUGCUGCCUCAUUUAAAUGA
This is a messenger RNA of Funneliformis mosseae, 570 nucleotides long. The record is from the annotation of a GenBank genome assembly. NCBI's taxonomy places the organism in Eukaryota, Fungi, Glomeromycota, Glomeromycetes, Glomerales, Glomeraceae.